Triticum aestivum (bread wheat) is the source of this 1740-nucleotide messenger RNA. RefSeq names its product amino acid transporter AVT6A. Gene Ontology annotation, biological process: amino acid transmembrane transport. Gene Ontology annotation, cellular component: membrane. Lineage: Eukaryota; Viridiplantae; Streptophyta; Magnoliopsida; Poales; Poaceae. Gene Ontology annotation, molecular function: L-amino acid transmembrane transporter activity. The coding region runs from base 23 to 1399 and encodes 458 amino acids. The record is from RefSeq and is a predicted model, not a curated record. The transcript is spliced from 5 exons.
AGGUUGAAAGUACUUGAAACAAAUGGGGAUUGGGGAUGCAUCACCUAGUGAAAACCAGUCUGCACACAAGGAAAAGAGGGAUGAGACCACGCCACUUCUCCCGCUCAAGGCGGAAGAGGAAGAUGGGAUCCAUGAGUUCAAUGGAGCGUCUUUCUCGGGUGCAGUUUUCAAUCUGUCGACAACCAUUGUGGGGGCUGGAAUUAUGGCCCUGCCUGCAAGUAUCAAGAUGCUAGGCAUUAUCCCUGGUAUUUUGAUGAUCAUCCUUGUGGCAUUGCUCACUGAGGCAUCAAUUGACAUGAUGGUCAGGUGCAGCCACCAGGCCAAGAUUACAUCCUAUGGCUGGCUGAUGGGUGACUCUUUUGGUCAAUGGGGGAGGAUUGUGCUGCAAGCAUCUGUGGUCAUAAACAACAUUGGCGUCAUGAUUGUAUACAUGAUUAUCAUCAGUGAUGUGCUAUCAGGAACAUCUACAACUGGUGUUCAUCACCGGGGUAUCUUUGAGGGGUGGUUUGGUCCUCAUUUGUGGAAUUCUCGUCCAGUUGUUCUCCUUGCCACAACUAUUUUUGUGUUUGCUCCAUUGGUGAGCUUUAAGCGAUUGGAUUCAUUGAGAUACACAUCUGCUCUUUCAGUUGCCCUUGCUGUGGUUUUUGUUGUCAUCACUGCUGGAAUUGCUAUUCUCAGACUGAUAGAAGGGACCGCGGAGAUUCCCAAACUCUUCCCUGAGAUACAUGAAAUCAAUUCCAUCUGGGAACUCUUUACAGCUGUGCCGGUUCUUGUCACUGCCUACAUUUGCCACUACAAUGUUCACAGCAUUGAUAACGAGCUGGAAGAUAGAAGUCAGACUAAGCCAAUUGUGCGAACUUCACUGGCUCUCUGUUCAAGUGUUUAUGUUGCAACAAGCUUCUUUGCAUAUCUCCUCUUUGGCGAGGGUACCCUCUCCGAUGUGCUCGCCAAUUUUGACUCCGACCUUCAUAUUCCAUUCAGCUCUGUCUUCAAUGAUAUAGUUAGAGUGAGCUAUGUAGUCCAUGUCAUGCUCGUUUUCCCUAUAGUCUUCUUUGCCCUUAGGCUCAACCUGGAUGGACUCCUCUUCCCCACCUCAAGGCACAUUUCUCAUGACAACCGAAGGUUUACCAUUAUCACCGUCUCACUCCUUGUUGUGAUUUAUCUUGCUGCCAACUUCAUACCAAGCAUCUGGGAUGCGUUCCAGUUCACUGGUGCUACAGCUGCUGUCCUGAUUGGUUUCAUCUUUCCUGCCAUGAUCAUACUCAGGGAUUCUUAUGGGAUUGCAACCAAGCGCGACAAGGUUUUAGCUGUAACCAUGAUUGUGCUUGCUGUGCUCUCCAAUUCAGUGGCCCUGUACAGCGAUGCGAUGAGCAUCUUCUACAGGAAGGUGGAGGCCUAGUCUGCUCCAUGCCUCCAUACUCCAAGGGAAUAAGUCCAAUACACAUGCACAAUUCGGAGUGAUUAUUGAGCUUUAGUUAGUAUAUUGCGCAGUCAAGCAAUGUGAUUUCAUGGUGGCCACUAAUUUUUGUUUUGGACACGUGAGAGGAUUUUGUUUGCUGCAUUUGUCUAGUUUCUUGAACAUGUAAUCCGGCUCAGCAUCUAGAUGAGCAAUUUGUGAUCUGGUCGCAGGUGUUUGUAUUUAUUGGCAAGAACAAGAUUUUUAUUUACCUUUUGGGGUUAUGUACAUGUUAAUAUUCGAUCAUCUUGAAAUGGAUGUUUGAGAAAGCUCUUUAUAUGCAA